Molecule: messenger RNA, 291 nt
Organism: Entrophospora candida
Lineage: Eukaryota; Fungi; Glomeromycota; Glomeromycetes; Entrophosporales; Entrophosporaceae
Source: the annotation of a GenBank genome assembly
UAUGCUUGUUGCUAACAGUUAUUAUGGAUUACCUAGUAUAAAUGUAGGAGGGGAUGUAAUAUUCUGGACCAAAGAUAUAGAUGCAUCAGCUCAACUUAAUACCAAUGAUAUCAGUGAAACACAAUUCCUUGAAGAGGCUUCAUUACGCAAUUCCAAUACCUCACUUUUUUAUUUGUCUGUAAAUAGAAUAUGGAAAAAGAAUGGUCCCGAAUGUGAUAAUCCUCUUGGAGAUCCAGAUGUUAAUAUUUCUGAUAUUUUACAGAAAUGCCAAAGCUUUAAAGAUCCACCACU